GAGUACGUUCUGAAUUUGUUUAUAUUUACCUUGGUUGCUUUGUUUUUUAUUUGCUCAAAAUUAUUUUCGUUAACUUCGUGGAAAUCCGUGAAAUCAGCUUCAUCACUCAUUGCUAACAUUUUUGUGAAAUUGCAUUUAAUUUGUUUCUAAAAUAAGGUCGGUUUUACAGAAUUAAUAACAGUAUAAGGUAAAAGGAAGAUUAGUUUAAACAAAAACACAAUGUCAUCAGAUGAUACUUCACAUCAGCUAUUGGCUUUAAUACAAGGAAUUCCAGCUGGAGCAAAUAAUGAUGAUCUAGAAAAAGGUUUACCCGAUAUUCCACCUGCAAUCCGAAUGGAAGGACUCAAUAAACUGCUAAAGCAGGGAUCAAUUGAAAUAUUAAAAAAGGGCGAUAAAUUAUUCUAUCGAUCAAAAGAUCCAAAAAAGAGUGUAUUGCCAAAAGAUGCCGAUAAUGAAGAGAAAAUAGUUUAUGGUAUUAUAGAAGAGGGUGGCAACAAAGGAAUAUGGAUACGAGAUAUUCGCAUACAAUCCAACUUAAACAUGACUCAAUUAAACAAAAUAUUAAAAAAUUUGGAAACGAAAAAACUUAUUAAAGCUGUAAAAUCAGUGAAUGCUAGUAAAAAAAAGGUUUACAUGUUAUACAACCUCGAACCAGAUCGUUCAGUUACCGGUGGUGCUUGGUAUCAAGAUCAAGAUUUUGAAGCGGAAUUUGUUGAUGUAUUAAAUCAACAAUGUUUGCGUUUCCUACAAAUGAAACGUGAUAAUGCUUUAAAAAAAGGAGAAGGCCCUUUGGCAUUUAAACAAUUAUCUUGUUGCACAGUUAAAGAGGUACACAAGUUUAUAUCCGAUUUGGGUAUAAGUAAGGUAAAUUUAGAUGAAGAUGAUUUGGAAACCAUAUUGAAAACAGUGGUAUAUGAUGGUAAUGCCGAGCGUAUUCUCAUGUCAGAUAGUGUGUAUGUUUAUAGAGCCAUUAAUUCGCCCUUACCUCCCCCAGGUCUAGUUCAAAUGCCAUGUGGUAUUUGUCCGGUAAUUAAGAAUUGUUCUAGAUGUGGUGAUGUAACACCUACAAAAUGUCAAUAUAUGAAAGAAUGGUUGGACUAAUCAUAAUAUAGUGUUAAAAUAAUGAGGUUUUAAUAAAAACUAACAAAUAUAUAAAACUAUAUUCAUCAU
Lucilia cuprina (Australian sheep blowfly) is the source of this 1170-nucleotide messenger RNA. It is a transcript of the gene Polr3F, whose product is annotated as probable DNA-directed RNA polymerase III subunit RPC6. Lineage: Eukaryota; Metazoa; Arthropoda; Insecta; Diptera; Calliphoridae. The record is from RefSeq and is a predicted model, not a curated record. Gene Ontology annotation, cellular component: RNA polymerase III complex. The coding region runs from base 220 to 1101 and encodes 293 amino acids. The transcript is spliced from 5 exons. Gene Ontology annotation, biological process: transcription by RNA polymerase III.